CCUGUCUGUACUAGACGAUGUAGGAUUUACGGAAGAGGAGUCCCAGGCGUGGCUGAGGAACUUCCGUAUUUUACAGCACGAAAAUGACAGCGACUUUGCGCCCCUACUUAAACGCUGUGAAGGCCACCUUGCAGGCGGCCCUCUGCCUGGAGAACUUCUCCUCUCAGGUGGUGGAGCGUCACAACAAGCCGGAGGUGGAGGUCAGGAGCAGCAAGGAGCUGCUGCUUCAACCCGUGGUGAUCAGCCGCAACGACAAGGAGAAGGUUCUCAUUGAGGGAUCCAUCAACUCCGUCAGAGUCAGCAUUGCUGUCAAACAGGCCGAUGAGAUUGAGAAGAUCCUUUGCCACAAGUUCAUGCGCUUCAUGAUGAUGAGAGCGGAGAACUUCUUCAUUCUCAGGAGGAAACCGGUAGAGGGAUACGACAUCAGCUUCUUGAUCACCAACUUCCACACGGAGCAGAUGUACAAACACAAGCUGGUGGACUACGUCAUCCACUUCAUGGAGGAGAUCGACAAGGAGAUCAGCGAAAUGAAGCUGUCCGUCAACGCCAGGGCCCGCAUCGUCGCUGAGGAAUUCCUCAAGAACUUCUGAUGGCUUGUUGGUCCCACACGAGUUGGGAAGACGCUCCGAAAGAGCGGGAAAACUACAGGAGUGAACAGCCAAUCAGAGAGGAGAUGAGAGGAACGUGACCAUUCCGGAGAGGACAGCUUUGGCGCCCUUCUCGAGUAUUUCCCAGUACUCCUUUUUAUCAAUGACUGUAUAUAAUGAAAUAUUUCAUUUUUCAGCCACGUAGAACAAAUCCCCAAUUCAAAGGCGGGUCCAUACAAGUAUUAAUCAAGUUGGUUGCCAUGACUACAGGGGCACCGAGAGCGCGCUGUGGCAAAUACACCGGCUAGGUUUCUGUUUUUUUGUGCGCGUGUGUACGCGAGUCUGCGUCAUCCGUCAUCGUGGUUUAUAUAUAUUUUUUUCUUCAAUUUAGUUUUUCAAAAUGUCUGUUCAGGACCGCCAUGUUUGCGGAAAGUAGUCCGUAGUGUGCCUGUCGUGAAGCAAGAAGCCACCCAAAAAACACGUCUGAAAAAAUAAUUAUGAAAUAUAAUAAAAGUCCCUUGUUUAUA
Messenger RNA from Pseudoliparis swirei, 1114 nucleotides. RefSeq names its product actin-related protein 2/3 complex subunit 4-like. Gene Ontology annotation, molecular function: actin filament binding. NCBI's taxonomy places the organism in Eukaryota, Metazoa, Chordata, Actinopteri, Perciformes, Liparidae. Gene Ontology annotation, biological process: Arp2/3 complex-mediated actin nucleation; actin filament polymerization. The transcript has 6 exons. The record is from RefSeq and is a predicted model, not a curated record. Gene Ontology annotation, cellular component: actin cytoskeleton; Arp2/3 protein complex. The coding region runs from base 84 to 590 and encodes 168 amino acids.